GUCACGCCAAAGCAUCUCAUCUGUCCUCCCAAAAGUCUUGGGGAUCUAUAGGAUCUUUUUUGUUCUCUCGUGACAUAGAUAUGCUCUUGGGACUAAUUUUGGUACACUGGCCACUCCUGGGAAGGUUAACCACUGUCCCAAAGCUUUAAAAAGGCCUUAUAACCCUUUCCUGACUGAUAGACAUCAAUGAUUAUUUUGUUGCUGUUCUAGACAGAUCUUUAAAACUGCUUCCCUUUGUUAAACAAGUCUUAUUUAAGUUCUGUUUUGAUUCGACAGGUCUGACAGUAAUCAGGGUUAGGUUAGGGUUUGUUUUUUUUAACGAAAUGGGAAAUGGGGGGCAAAUACUUUCUCACAGUACUGUAUGCAUAAUAUACAUUUUUAAACUCAGAUGUAGAUAUGAACACCCACUUUAAACAUAAAAAGAUUUCAUUUAACGCAUCUUUAUGAAUAAAUUCUUUAGUUAAAUAUUGGUGAUGUUUUUUCUUUAAUAGUCGGUCAGAUCAGCUGAUCUCUAUCGUCGUCGUCAUCGUCGGUCGGACAGCAACGGCCAGCGCUAGCUAAACAUAGCUAGUAGUAAAAGUUAUGACAGGACAUGUCAGGUUUAGUGUACCAUAAGGUUCUGACCUUGGUAAGCAAUUGAGGAUCUGGCUACCAACCAGACUGAAUGCUCUAAUCUGAGACUAACUAUGCCUUAUCUCUGAGAAUGGGAGGAAGUGGAUCCAAAGCCAAAGGUGUCUGGCCUUUCUCAGGCAGCGGAGGCGAGUCAGGAAAUGAUGGGAACGAGCAGUCUCUGGCCCGGCUGAAAGGCUCUAAGAAUGCAACACCAUUUGUUUUUACAAGGAGAAGUUCUUUGUACUAUGAUGAGGACGGUGACCUUGCCCAUGAAUUCUACGAGGAGACAGUCGUGACAAAAAAUGGCAGAAAGAAGUCCAAGUUGAAGAGGAUCCAGAAAAAUCUAAUUCCACAGGGAAUUGUGAAGCUCGACCACCCGUGUAUUCAUGUUGAUUUCCCCAUCGUCCUCUGUGAGGUGUGACACGUUGCACAGUGACUGGUCUGCAAUGAGGUGCAGCCGCAGGUCCUCUUUACAGAGUAUUGUUCAUGUCCCGAGAGCUGCAGUCAAGAACUGGCGAAUGGGGCUUGCAGAGGAAAAAGGAAACUUCAAACUGUCACAUGAAAAAUGAUAUAUUGAAUUAAAUGUUAUACAUUUGAAUUCAACAAGUCUUUAUUUUGACAUUCACAGAAAUAGUGACGGUACAAGUUGUUUCCACUACCCAGCUGAUAUGUAUGCAGACUUGGAGAAUACUUUGGAUGAAUUUGUGUUUCUCCUGUUGAGUGUGUUUUUUUUUUGUUUUUUUUUUUGUUUUUUUUGUUUGUUUUUUUUAAAUUUUGCAGGGAAAAACAUCUGUGACGUGAAAAGGCUUUAAUUCAUGCCUUCUGUGAGAUGUAGACUUUGUAUGUGUCUUUGUACAUGUGCUAGUUUUGGGUGCAUGUGUGAACUACGAAUGCAAGAUGUAGUUGCAGGGUGGGAAUGAUGAGGGAUUGUUGAAUUUCUUGUAUAUACUCAUGUUCUGUAUUGUCACGUCUGAGAUGGUCUCAGUUAUUGGCGCUCAGACCUGCACUAGUGAACAUAAUGUACUGUAAAUAACAUCAGAUUUCUUAGUUGAAAAUACUUGAAUAAAUGGUUUACUGAGCAAAAUCA
This is a messenger RNA of Oreochromis niloticus (Nile tilapia), 1699 nucleotides long. RefSeq names its product tumor suppressor 2, mitochondrial calcium regulator a (gene tusc2a). Bases 704 to 1033 code for a protein of 109 amino acids. NCBI's taxonomy places the organism in Eukaryota, Metazoa, Chordata, Actinopteri, Cichliformes, Cichlidae. Gene Ontology annotation, biological process: regulation of mitochondrial membrane potential; inflammatory response. The record is from RefSeq and is a predicted model, not a curated record. Gene Ontology annotation, cellular component: mitochondrion. The transcript is spliced from 4 exons.